AUGGCUUCUGCAGUUGGAGACUAUCUUUUUUCGAAACUAGCCGAAGCAGGAGUUAAGAGGGUUCUUGGAUAUAGUCGAGGGUCUAUCUUCAUUGGAUCGGUACAACGCAAUGGACUGGACUACGAGGACCUCAACCAUAUGCAUUCCAAUCCUGGGCCAAGCGAAAUUGGGGCUUUCGUUGUAUCUGCGGAGGAAGGCGAGCUCACUGCUUGUUGUAACCAAGGCACCAAUUACUUUUCCUAUAGACCAGUUGUAUAUGUCGUAGAACAUGCAUCCGCCCAAUUUUGCGAUCUCUCACAGCUAACAUCUCGUUACGGAUUCGCAACAUCCACAAUCUUAAGUAGCCCAAUCACAGUGGUAUCGCAGAUCAGUCGAAUCUUAGACACCAUGUUGUAUGAGAGCAAGCCGGUCUACAUUGGACUAUCGCUCGCGGUUGCUGGCCAACCAAUGCCAGCACCAUCUCCUUCUGCUUCUCAUCCGCCCUCUCUUGAUUACCCAACUGGGUCAGCUCCGACGUCUAUGAGCACUCCUUCAAGUCUUGUACCACCCCUCGGGGGGACUCCAGGUCUCGCCUCCCACACGGCGAGUCGAGCACACUCUAGUGAGCCUCCUCCGUCGGCCGACGAGGAGGAGGCUGCUAAAGCUGCGAUCGCUAUGUCAUUUAUCUAA
Messenger RNA from Lindgomyces ingoldianus, 669 nucleotides. RefSeq lists its product as uncharacterized. The record is from RefSeq and is a predicted model, not a curated record. The coding region runs from base 1 to 669 and encodes 222 amino acids. Lineage: Eukaryota; Fungi; Ascomycota; Dothideomycetes; Pleosporales; Lindgomycetaceae. The transcript has 4 exons.